Lagenorhynchus albirostris (white-beaked dolphin) is the source of this 3018-nucleotide messenger RNA. RefSeq names its product ceramide synthase 5 (gene CERS5). Lineage: Eukaryota; Metazoa; Chordata; Mammalia; Artiodactyla; Delphinidae. The transcript has 12 exons. Gene Ontology annotation, cellular component: membrane. Gene Ontology annotation, molecular function: DNA binding; sphingosine N-acyltransferase activity. The record is from RefSeq and is a predicted model, not a curated record. The coding region runs from base 101 to 1306 and encodes 401 amino acids. Gene Ontology annotation, biological process: ceramide biosynthetic process.
CCGCCGGUCCGGCCCCGCCCCGGGGCCGUCUCCCCGCGGGUUCUGUUGGCCGUGGCGGCAGCUGAAGCUGUGGCGGCGGUGGCCGCGGGGUGGGCGUAAGAUGGCGACAGCGGUGGCGGGAGCCCUGGGCCUGCUGUGGGGCUGGCUGUGGAGCGAGCGCUUCUGGCUGCCCCAGAACGUGAGCUGGGCCGACCUCGAGGGGCCAGGCGACGGCUACGGCUACCCGCGGGCCCGGCACAUCCUCUCGGUGUUCCCGCUGGCGGCGGGCGUGUUCUCCGUGAGGCUGCUCUUCGAGCGGUUUAUUGCCAAACCCUGUGCACUCCAUGUUGGCAUCCAGGACAGUGGUCCUUAUCAGGCCCAACCUAAUGCCAUCCUUGAAAAGGUGUUCAUAUCUGUUACCAAGUAUCCUGAUGAAAAAAGGCUGGAGGGCCUGUCAAAGCAACUGGACUGGGAUGUCCGAAAAAUCCAAUGCUGGUUUCGCCAUCGGAGGAAUCAGGACAAGCCCCCAACGCUCACUAAAUUCUGUGAAAGCAUGUGGAGAUUCACUUUUUAUUUAUGUAUAUUCUGCUAUGGAGUUAGAUUUCUCUGGUCGUCGCCUUGGUUCUGGGACACCCGACAAUGCUGGCACAGUUACCCUUAUCAGCCUCUCACAAAUGGGCUUUAUUACUAUUAUAUCAUGGAAUUGGCUUUCUAUUGGUCUCUUAUGUUUUCUCAGUUUACAGACAUUAAAAGAAAGGACUUCCUGAUCAUGUUUGUGCAUCACUUGGCCACCAUUGGGCUCAUUACCUUCUCCUACAUCAACAACAUGGUUCGAGUGGGAACUCUGGUCAUGUGUCUACAUGAUGCCUCAGACUUCUUGCUGGAGGCAGCCAAGCUGGCCAAUUAUGCCAAGUAUCAGCGUCUCUGUGACACCCUUUUUGUGAUCUUCAGUGCUAUUUUUGUGGUGACUCGUCUAGGAAUCUAUCCAUUCUGGAUUCUGAACACGACCCUCUUUGAGAGUUGGGAGAUGAUCGGGCCCUAUCCAUCCUGGUGGCUCUUCAAUGGCCUUCUCCUGAUCCUACAGGUUCUGCAUGUCAUCUGGUCCUACCUAAUUGCACGAAUUGCUUUCAAAGCCUUGAUCCGAGGAAAGGUAUCUAAGGAUGAUCGCAGUGAUGUGGAAAGCAGCUCAGAAGAAGAAGAUAUGACCAGUAGCACAAAAGGCCCCUGUGGCCGCAGCUCCAGCAAUGGUGCCGGUCGGGUGAAUGGUCACAUGGGAGGCAGCUACUGGCUGAAGAGUAAGGUGGUUGGUAUGGGGACUUCAGCAUAGAUGGACUCGUAGGGCUGCUGGCAACCUACUCCUCUGGGCCUCCCCGCAUCUGCACUCCUGUGACUAGGGCGUGUGCAGGGCACUGAGGAGAAUCAAAGAAGCAAAUAUUUUCACUUUUUUAAAAAAACUCUGCCAUUUUGUAUUUAAUAGCCUCCAGGUUCUUUCAGUAAUGUUAUUUGCUCUGUGUGUGCGCGUGCGUGUGUGCAUAUGUGUGCACAUGUGCAUAUGCAUUUGUGCAUAUGUGUGAGUUUCGUUGCCUAGGUUGGAGCACAAGCCUGGUCCCCUUUGAACCCACCUCAAUCCCAGAUUUGGCUGCAUCUUGAAUUAUGCUGGCUCCAGAGAGUCCCCUCCCUUGUUGCCCAUGGCUCUUGAAGUUCUGGCCUUCUGAAUGGAGCAGCUAAGUUCACUCCAGGUUUCUGCACUGUUCCUCCUUUGGAGAUGGAAUAUUUCACACGACGUUAUAUAGAAACAGACAACCAUGAAUGGAUGGCCAGGAUUGCUGUGGCCCCUAGCUAGGUCCCCUUCCUGCCACCUGGUAGUGAUGGACAGCUGCUGAUAGAUACCCUGCUCUUUAUUCAGUGGUACGCAGGGAGUUGGGGGGUGGGAGGAACAGGUGAGCUGAGGGCUGGAGGACAACAGCCACUGGGUGAGUUGUUAACGGUUUAUACUAUUGUUUACUCUUCUGUGAUUAAAAGUGCUUCAACCCUCAUCUGCUGUCUCAACCUCUUUAGUGACCCUGUCCCCAAUCCCCUGAACCCAUAAUCUAAUUAAGAACUUUUUCACGUCUGAUUCUAGAGGCCAUUGGACACCAAGUUUUUCCUUUCUGUGCAUGCUGGAAAGAGAGCGCCUGCAUUUUAGGGCUUUAUAUUUUAAGAAAAAAUAAACAUGUGUAGUGACCAUAAGAAAAAAUACUGAGCAGAUGAAAGCAUGUAUAUUACUAAAGCAACAAAGGCUGUGGUUGAAGAGCUAAGACACCUUGAGUAUUUCCUGUAUUUCCCAUUUUAUUGAAUACAGAGACUGCCAGUUAACAUCUUAAGAUUGCGAUAACUGAGCUUCCAAGAAAGGGACACAAAAGAUGCAAAGGUACUGAAAACAAGAGCAGAAGGCAAAACAGCUGAUGCAGUUAUUGAAGGGAGAGGAGAAUAUACCCUAAGGACUUGGGUUUUAAUGCUGACAAGAGACAAGAUUGUGGCCCCAUGCAGAAAGCUGAAACUGAGACCUCCAGUUAAAGCUGGGACCCGGAAAGAGCAACAGCAAAAGGGGGAAGCUAUCAAAAAUUCACACAGUUAGCAAAAGGAGAAAGCAAAGAAAUUUGAAUGCUUGGGCUUGUGGGGUCAGGAUGCUCCUGAGAAUUUUCUCAGUUUCUGGGCCCACACUUCAUGUGAAUCUGAGAACCUGAAUGUAUACUUCCUGUGUGGUCUGGGAAACAUCACACCUCCAACCCCAUCCCCAGGGAAUUGGUUCAUAUGGUUUUGGAGGCUGAGAAAUCUCAGGAUCUGCAGUCAGCAAGCUGGAGAUCCAGGAAGGCUGAUGGUAUAGUUCCAAUCUGAGUCCAAAAGCCUGACAACCAGGAAAGCCGGUGGUGUAAGUCACAGUCCAACUCCAUAGGCAGGAGAAGACCAGUGUCCAGCUCAAAGACAGUCAAGUAGACAGAAAGACUGCCCUCUUACUCCAUCUUUUUUUAAAAAUUAAAGUAUUGUUGAUUUAUAUUA